CUCCCCCUCUCCCUCCCCCUGACGUCAGCCCGAGCAGUCGCGAGCUCUCUCACUAAACGCUGGCCCUCCGAGGGGAAGUAUGGGGCUGUCCAGGCUCCUCUGCGCUUUCCUGAUGGCCGCUUGCUGCUGCUGUGGCCGCGCCGCGGGUGUGCCUGGAGUGGCAGAGCAACCAGAGCCUGAGCUGUUGGAAGUGGAAGUGGGCAGCACAGCCCUACUCAAGUGUGGUCCCUCCCAUUCCCAGGGCAACUUCAGCCAUGUCGUCGACUGGUUUUCUGUCCACAAGGAGAAGCCAAUACUCAUCUUCCGUGUGUACCAGGGCCAUGGUCAGAGUGAACCUGGGGCGUACCAGCACCGGCUCAGCCUCCAGGACAAAGGGAUCACUCUGGCCUCUGACACAUGUCACCCCCAUGACGAGCGCAUCUUUCUGUGUCAGGGCAGCGCCCUCGGUCCCCAGGAGCACCGCUUCCAGCUCCGUGUAUACAAAGCUCCAGAGGAGCCAAGCAUCCAGGCCAAUGCCUUGGGCAUUUCUGUGAGCAGUAGGGUGCCAGAGGAGGUUGCUACCUGUGGCAAGAAUGGCAUACCCAUUCCUAAAGUCAUCUGGUACAAGAAUGGCAGGCCUCUGAAGGAAGAGAAGAACCGGGUCCACAUUCAGUCAUCGCAGAUUGUGGAGUCAAGUGGUCUGUAUACUGUGCAGAGUAUUCUGAAGGCACAGCUGCUUAAGGAGGACAAAGAUGCCCAGUUUUACUGUGAGCUUAACUACCGGCUGCCCAGUGGGAAUCACAUGAAGGAAUCUGGGGAAGUCUCUGUCCCUGUUUUCUACCCAGCAGAGAAAGUGUGGUUGGAAGUGGAGCCUAUGGGAAUGCUGAAGGAAGGGGACCAUGUGGAAAUCAGGUGUUUGGCUGAUGGCAAUCCCCCACCCCACUUCAGCAUCAGCAAGCAGAACCUCAGCACCAGGGAGGUGGUGGAGGAGGCAGUCGAUGAUAAUGGAGUCCUGGUCUUGAAGUCUGCCCACAAGGAGCACAGCGGGCUCUACGAAUGUCAGGGCCUGGAUUUGGAAACCAUGGCAUUACUGUCAAGUGACCAACAGGAGCUCCUGGUGAACUAUGUGUCUGAUGUCUGGGUGAGUCCUGCAGCCCCUGAAAGCCAAGAGGGCGGCAACCUCACCCUGACUUGUGGGGCAGAGAGUAACCAGGCCCUUGAAUUCCAGUGGCUGAGAGAAAAGACAGGCAAGGUGCUGGUAAAGGGGCCUGUGCUUCAAUUACAACAACUGAACCGGAAGGCAGGGGGAGGCUACCGCUGCAUGGCGUCUGUGCCCAGCGUGCCCGGCCUGAACUCUACACAGCUGGUGAAUGUGGCUAUCUUGGGGCCCCCAUGGGUGGCAUUAAGGAGAGGAAGAUGCAGGUGCAGGAGAAACACAAUGUUGAAUCUGUCUUGUGAAGCCUCAGGACAUCCUCGGCCUAGCAUCUCCUGGAAUGUUGGCGGCAUGGCAAAUGAACAAGACCAAGAUUCACAGAGUGUCCUGAGCAUCUUGAGUGUCCUUGUGACUCCAGAGCUGUUGGAGACGGGUGUUGAAUGCGUGGCUUCCAACUCCCUGGGCAAAAACAGCACCAUCAUUUUCCUGGAGCUGGAUUCCAACAGAACCACUGAUCUCAUCACCUCUACUGUCAGUCCUUAUGCCAAAGCCAACAGCACCUCCACAGAGAAAAAGCUGCCAGAGCCCAAAAGCAAGGGUGUGGUCAUCGUGGCUGUGACCGUGUGCCUCCUGGUCCUGGCCGUGCUGGGUGCUGUCCUCUAUUUCUUCUACAAGAAGGGCAAGCUGCCUUGUGGGAGGUCAGGCAAACAAGAGAUAACGCUGCCCCCAUCUCGUAAGAGCGAAUUUGUAGUUGAAGUUAAGUCAGAUAAGCGCCCAGAAGACAUGGGCCUCCUUCAGGGCAGCAACGGUGACAAGAGAGCUCCAGGAGACCAGGGAGAGAAAUACAUCGAUCUGAGGCACUAGUCACUGAAUCAUACUGAACUCUUCCUCUUUUUGCCUGGACAUGUCCUGUUCCCUGCUCACUCUCAUCCCCAGCACUCAGGAUGGUCACCAAUGCCUCUAAAGUGGACGACAGAGAAGACUCCUACUCCAGCUUACCCACAGACCACAUUUCAGAAGGCCAAAGGGCUAGGACCAGAGCCAUACUGAGAAGGACCUCAGAUGGCCUCAGGGGCCACACUCUGCCACAGUCUCAAUUUGUUGAGUGAUGCUUAUCGCAAGGAGGGGCCUCAAUAUUCUAGGAGUGGGUAGGAGAGUUUCUUGCAGAACAUGUUUUCUCUUUACACAUACUAUGGAAGUAAACACCCUUCUUCUAUCAACAGCUAUCGAAGUAGGUAGCCUAUUUAUCUUGAGGUGAUUUACUGCCCCAAUGUUGGCUUCAUAAUGCAGUUGUAUCAAUGAUAUGAGGAUGCACUGAGAGCCCAAGCCACCUCACCACUGGUGAAGUGUGUUGUGCACACCAGUUCUAGACAGUACCCCAGCAGGAUCUAGAAGUAGUUGCCUGCCUGCCUGUGUCUGGAGUCCCUUUUAUGACAUUCCUUUCUUUGGGCAGAAGCCAGGAACUAGUAUCAUUCCUUGAAAGACUUGCUGGUUAUAUCUCAUUGUCCCUGCAGUAAGGAAACUGUGCACUGUUUUCCAGAGUUAAGCCCAUUUAGUGCAAACCUCUAUGUUUACAGUUAUUUUUGGCUCUCAUAAUCAUGAUUGAAAAUGAGAGUAAGGCACAGAGAUAAGGAGAUAAGGUCCAUGCGGUUCUUUAAGGGGAUUAAUAAGGUUAUAGUUAUACUAGCAUCAAACUUCUACAAAUUGAGCUAAUGGGCAUAGACCACAAAAGAAGGGGCUUAAUGGGAAGAUGAUACUUUAAGGAUAAGAAACGAGCUUGGCCAGAGCUUGGGGUAUGUAUGUGUAUCUGUGUGUGUUUGUGUGGCUUUGUUGUGUGUAAAUUUGCAAAUGGUUUCCUUUACACACACACACACACACACACACACACAAUAAAGCCUAAUUGUCCCAGAAAUCUUAUGCUGUUUUUUAUUCAUUAUGGGGACCACAGCAGACUGGGGCCUCUGGAACUGGAAUGGUACUAAAAGGAACACACACUUUUUGCAGCUGGCAGCAGAGCAAAUGGCUUAUGCCCUUAGCAUAGAGGACAAUCUCGCCACUCAGCAACAGAGCUGCCCUGGUCCAGGCAGCCCACAGGACCUGGCAGGCUGUUGACAAGGAGCUGUUGCCCUUUUUCUACACGUUGCUGUCACUGAGCCUUGUCCUUGAGGUAAUAGUACAGACUUGCUAAGUAGAUCCAUAGCUGCCUGAUGUAUCACUCCUCCACCCCAACAAAAGAGCAAGAACUCAAGUCAUCUACAGCAAAAGAAAUUUUAUUUAAAAAUACUUUUACAGACAUGGGUGCUUGAAAAAGCUCUUUAGUUAACUGUAUAUAAGUGAAUUAAUAAAUAACAUUAGUAUAACAAACCUCUAAACAAUACAUUGGCAAAACAAAGACUUAAAAUGAAAAUUAAUCUUAAAGCUCUGCUAUUCUCUGUAAGAAUAUUUACCUUGUUUUUCUUAUUCUUUACAUGUGAGAAUGAUUAAAUACUACUAACAUUAAGAAUUUUAUAUUAAUGACACAUUUUUAAAAUAGCCAACAAAAAUCUCAUCUAAGUUUUCAUGUUGUUUAACAUUGAUAUACAAAUUGAGACUCUUUUAUUCUGGAGACAGCAUCAAGCUCCCUCCAGCCCCAGUAUGUUAAAUCCCCCAAAAAGGACUUUAAAAAGAAUUGUUUCUGUCCCCAAAUUUUUUAUUUUUAUAAAUAAUUAUAGGCAGGGAAGAACUGAGAAAAGGGAAAGAAUUAAGUAAAAUGCUAUUAUACAGAAAACAUUUUUCCUCCUCCCCCAUCUCCUGAGACCUAGUGGCCACAAUAAUGGUGACGGGCUUCUGGUAUUUGGUUCUCUCUGCCUUUCCCAGGGGAAACUAGACCCCACAGAGGGCACUAGCUGCUUAAUGCUUUCAGUUUGAAAGUCUUCAAACAAAAGGGAGAGGCAGGAGGUCUAGGCCAGUUCAGGAUCCACCA
Messenger RNA from Phyllostomus discolor (pale spear-nosed bat), 4094 nucleotides. It is a transcript of the gene MCAM, whose product is annotated as melanoma cell adhesion molecule. Gene Ontology annotation, cellular component: plasma membrane. The record is from RefSeq and is a predicted model, not a curated record. Gene Ontology annotation, biological process: angiogenesis. Lineage: Eukaryota; Metazoa; Chordata; Mammalia; Chiroptera; Phyllostomidae.